AUGGAAGCUGCUAUCGCGAGAAUUGAAGAAGCCUGCAGACGUUUCACUCAUCCAGCAACUAGACAGCAAGGUGAAAGUGAACUUUUAGCUAUCAAUGAAGCUUUAUCACCGGCUGAUAUACCUGCCGUGACGAUUGCAGUACUUGAACAAUCGACUGAAUUUUACGCUCAUUUUCAUCUACUUACGCUCUUGAUAUCUACUAUUAGUACACACUCAAAUCCUGAACUAAGCCAGCACUUGCUUAACUACAUCCUUAAUAGCAAGAAAUUACCGGUAUACUUGUCAGUGAAAGCCCAUUUAGCUUUGGUUAAAGCAACCAGCUUGGAGAACCUCGUCGUUAUCCUUAACGGUAUCAGUACUUCUUCACCAGCAGCAGCCGUUGGUAUAUCACGUGCAAUACUUGAAGAACAACAAAUUAAUGCUGAUGAGGAUGAUCAGCUUCAAAUUUCAACCUUUGAGAAUAACGUGUUACCCAUACUCUCAAACAUAAUUUUACAAAGCCUUACUCUUAGUCAAGAAAGUGAUGUUAUGAAGUACACAGUACCAGCAUUGGAAGCCCUCUUGACUUACAGGAACGAUCAAAAUGAUUUGAUUUUCAAUACUGCAACAGAAUCGAUGCAUGCUAGUGUACUCCAUCAGUUCGCGAGACCGGAAGUUUUGCAGUUAAUUAUGUCAGUCAAUACUUACGACAAUGAAACCCUAGGGUUUGUUGUUAGGAAAGUCCUCAAUGCAGUAUUCAGUAGCACUCACCCGCAAGACAAGAACGGUUGGACGUUGACUCUCAUCAAAUAUCUCGAAACUGCUAGCAGUAUGGAUAUUGGUACACGCUUGUCAUGUCACAAGUCACUACUACAGUCUCACAACCUUGAUGUCAUUCUCUCAAACGAUGGUCCAACUUACAUCCAGAAUUUAUUUCAAUUGGGGGGUGCUUCAUUAUCACAACAAGGAGAUAUUUUUGCAGACUUUCUGGCUUGCUGGUUGUCAAUCUUACGCAGUAUUGAAACUGACACUGGUAUGAUUCCUACAGAUUUAUGCACUGAAAUUGUCAGAGGUUGGUUAAACACUAAAGUUACCCUUUUAGAUAAUUCACAAGAAGAUGACGAUGACGAUGACAAUGAUUUGGAUGAUGUUGAAACUGAACUGAAAGUCAUUCUAGAUCCUCUAGCUCAAUUGGGUAGAAUGAACCCAAUACCUAUACUGGAAAUUGUUAUCGAGAAAGUCAAUUCGUUUAACGUCUUGAUUGAAUCGUCUGGUUACCUCUCUGACAGUAAUUAUGAUAGAUUACAAACAUUGGUAUUGUUCACUGGAUCUUUAAUAGCAGACGAAGGCGUUGGAGAAACCCCAUCAAUUCCAAACAAAUUAGUAGAUACUGAACAUUCAGCUUAUGGUCUGUCAACACUCAUAGGAAGUCUAGCCAAAUUGACCACUCUGUUCACAAGCGAGAGGGACUUAUCACCAAAUGUAGCAGGAAUAAUCUGGAAAUCGUUUUGGGCUCGCUUCUUACGUACUUACGGAUUGAAUGAUAAUCUAGCACUUCCAGCUAUGAAAGAUAUCAACAAUGUAGGAUUUUAUAGUGAAUUUCAAAACGUUAUUCAACAUUCUCUACAAAAGUGGAAAGCAGAAGAGGAUGUCAUCGAUGGUUUAGCAGAAACCAUCCAAAGUUUACCAAUGUCUUCAUCAUUGAUCAAUUUUGGUAAUAUAAUUGAUAUAAUAUUAUCAAAUAUGCCUGAUUGGCCUUACAAGUUGGACAAAAAGUUGGUCAGUAGUUGUGGUAUUUACAUAAGUAGAAUGGAUAGGAACUCUGAAGAAAGACAGAGAUAUAAAAUCAGUAUCUUCUACUUCAUAUCAAAUAUGUUCACCGUAAUUGAUGAUGAGGGAUUUAAGACGAACUCACAAAAGCAUCCAUAUAUUACACAUAUCAAAAUGGGAUUAAAUGCUUUAGUUGGACUAAGCGAAACUUUAGAUCCUUACACAUACUUAGAUACAGUUGAGUUUAUAAAGCAAGUACUGUCCAAAUUAUUAGGCGUUGUUCAAACACAUUAUCUAAGUCGUAUAGAUAUACAAUUAGACAUACUAUGUAUCUUCAACUCAGUUAUACAAAAUUUGGACUUGGGGAUGGAUUUCGAUGAAGCUGGAUUAAGGACCUUGCCAGAACAUUACGUUGCACCAGUAAUGAAUAUGUGGUUCGAGUAUUACCUCUCAAUAAAGUAUGAAAGAGGCGUAGAUGAUAGUGAUGAAUUUAGUGAAGGUGUCGAGAUUAUAUUCAAUAUCUUGCGUAAUCUUGCCUCUACUGAUGGAAAUUACAGUGAUAUCAAUAAUGAUAAAACGUUUGCUGCCUUCGUUUUCAGCUAUUUGGAUCCUCUAUUCAACAUUUCACAGUCAAUUUUGGAAAGUAACUUGAAAUUACAAGCUAUAUCAGUUGAUUUAGUCUGUAAUAUAUUGAGGAGUUAUCCACGUUCAAUCAAUAUGCAGAUGGUCUCCACCGGUGUAACUUUUUCAAAUGCCACUUUACUCAAUUUCCUUAACCAAGUUAUUACAUCACAAUGGUCAUCAUCGCAUACACUCAUAGAUGGUGUAGAGAGUUACAUGAAAUACGGAUCUGAGAAAAAUGGGAAUGGUGGGAAGACAUUAUCUCAAGUAAUAGCUAUACCCCUCAACGCAAUACUAUUGAGAACUGUCAUAUCCAGAAAUCUUCGUCAACGUCUGGUCAUAUUCAUCUUAUCCGUAUUAAAUACAACAGAUGUACAUGCUUGGUUGGACAGAAAAACAGUAUUAUUGACGAUCACCAACAAUUUGAAAUGUCCUGAAUCAAGUAAGGACGCUAUACAAGCGUCAUUACAAUCUGCAUUGAUGUCCGGCAUCGAUUUAACAACGUAUAAAAGCAUAUUAAACGAAUUAUCAUCACAGGUAGCAAAUAUAAUGAGAGGUGUCCAUAAUUAG
Molecule: messenger RNA, 2940 nt
Organism: Wallemia mellicola CBS 633.66
Lineage: Eukaryota; Fungi; Basidiomycota; Wallemiomycetes; Wallemiales; Wallemiaceae
Exons: 4
Coding region: 1-2940 (979 amino acids)
Source: RefSeq, a predicted model, not a curated record